Daucus carota subsp. sativus is the source of this 6111-nucleotide messenger RNA. RefSeq lists its product as uncharacterized. Gene Ontology annotation, molecular function: DNA binding. Gene Ontology annotation, biological process: 5S class rRNA transcription by RNA polymerase III; transcription initiation at RNA polymerase III promoter. The record is from RefSeq and is a predicted model, not a curated record. The coding region runs from base 72 to 5678 and encodes 1868 amino acids. Gene Ontology annotation, cellular component: transcription factor TFIIIC complex. The transcript has 17 exons. Lineage: Eukaryota; Viridiplantae; Streptophyta; Magnoliopsida; Apiales; Apiaceae.
UUCCAACCCUAAACCUCAACUAGUUGAAUUAGUGCUCGUUGAUCUGCACGCACACUCAACUAGCUACGCCAAUGGAGGCGAUGAUUCACUCCGCUCUAGAAGAGAUUUGCGCGGGUGGUGCAAACGGCAUCACACUCUCAACCCUAUGGCUCAAACUCAAACCCACGUUGAUUUCGCAUGGACUUGACCCUUGCGUGAGUGUCAAGAAAGCUCUCUGGACUAGCCUGCUUACUGUCCCUGGCCUUGCUUUCCAGUCCCUAAAAGGCGAUUCUCUUGACCCUGGGUUAGUUGAAGAGUUUGACAAGUUGGGCGUAAAGACGGUGGCGGCUCAGCAUCUGCGCAACAGCUUUGUUGGUUUAUAUGAUGUGGAUGCAUGUAAUCAAGGAAUUUCUCUUCAAGGCCGUCGCGUUCUUGAGCGUCUCGCCAUUGCUAGAACAAACGGGAUCACUCAAAGUGAACUUGGUAAAGAAUUUGGCAUGCAAGGGAAUAAGAUUUUUUAUGUAUUACGGAAGCUUGAAACCCGAGGUCUGAUUGUGAGGCAGUCCACGACUUUAAGAAAAACAGAAGUUUCCAGUGACAGAGAGCAGAAAAGUAGUUCAAUCGUAUCAACCAAUAUGCUCCACUUGUAUCGUUUUGCAAAGCAUUUGGGUCGAGAACAGAAACUUGAAGUUUUAAAAGAGGAUAAACCGGCUUCUAAUGAAAAUGAAGAAAGUGAAUUAUCUGCUUCAGGCAUGUUUGGAGAAUCUGUCAAAGAGGAUGUCCAAGUGAAAGAUUUUCUCCCAGUGCUAAAACAGAUAUGUGAUAAACUUGAGGAAGCUGACAACAAUGUUCUUAUCGUGUCAGAUAUAAAAAAAGACAUCGGUUAUGGUGGAAAGGCUGCAUAUAGACGUUGGAGAAAUAUUCUUCAAGGGUUAAAAGAUGCACGCGUCGUGGAAGAGUUCAGUGCUAUAGUUGAUACCAAGGUGGUCAGCUGUUUAAAAUUGUUGAAGAAAUUUUCUGCCAAAUAUUUUGAGCCCAAAUCACUUAAACAUGGAGUAGACGAUCCUGAUCUAGAAGAGCCAGUAAUAUUAGGAAAGAGAGGUCAAAUUAAUGAUCAGCUCGUAGAGCUUCCUUUAGAACAUCAAGUUUACGAUAUGGUCAAUGCUGAAGGAUCCAAAGGACUGACAAAAACCGAGUUAUGCAAAAGGCUUGGGCUGAAUAACAAAAGGUAUAACACUCGAUUACAAAGUUUAUUCUCUAGGUUUGGAAUGCACCUACAGGCUGAAAACCAGAACAGAGGUGUGGCAUAUCGAGUCUGGUCACAUGGUAAUUUCAACCGUGAUACAUCUAAUUCUAUGCCAGUCAAACCGGACAUUGUCCUUAAUAUCGAUGGAAAUUGUCCCCCAAACACCGGAAAGAGAUUUAAGGGAAGCUCAACAGAUACUGUUCAACCGGAAAAUGAUUCAACUACUGAAGUGGAUGCUAUAGUGUGUGGAAAAAUUACAAAUGUACCAACUGCAUUCAAAAUUUUUAAGCCUUUGCCAGUUGUUGGUGUGUCUAAUACAUCAAUUUGUCCAAAUAGUUCAGAAAAUGUAACGCCCAAGCAAAAUUGUAUAGCUCCAGAUGAAAGACUUCAGACUGUACAUAAUACACCUGCAUCUGAAGUGACUAUAGAUUCUCACUGUUCUUCAUCGGCUCCCUUUAAACGAAGUUCGCAUCCGAAGUAUUUAUCUCUUGCUUCAAAUGCACAUAGAAGGCGAAGGGAGCAGCGGAUACUUGAAUUGUUGGAGGAGAAGAAGUUUAUGAUAAAGACGGAUCUGCACAGGCAGCUUGAAAGUCUUGAGAAGGACAAGAAGACGGCAAUGGACAGGAAGACCUUAGACCGUAGUCUGAAUAAACUUCAACGAGAAGGAUGUUGUAAGUUAAUUCAUGUCGGUGUUCCUGUUGUUACAAAUUGUAGUCGUAGCCGUACAAUGGAUGUGGUUCUUCAUCCUUCUCUAGAUGAUAUUUCUCCCGAUUUGUUAAGUCAAAUUUGUGAGAGAGUGAGGUCAUCUGACACGCAAAUCCGAAAUCAUCAAGGCUCGUCUAAAUUAAAGAAGAGUCAAGAAGUUCCUAUCUUGAAUGGCAUCCAAAGAAUACUUCCCAGUUCCAAAUUAGAGGAGCAAUCUGAAAGAGUAGAAGCCAUGCGUUCUAAUGGAUAUGUAUCAGCAAGAAUGGUUCGUACAAAGCUGCUUCACGUCUUUCUCUGGGGUUACCUGACAAAAUCACCUGGUUGGAAUGAUGCUUUGCCAUCAGGUGUGCAUGGAUACGAUCAAAAAAAUCCCCAUAGCACUUGCAAAUUGAUUGAGCUUGAGACAGCCAUUAGAGCUAUGCCUAUUGAGCUGUUCCUACAGGUGGUAGGGUCCACUUACAAAUUUGAGGAUAUUGCAGAGAAUUGUAGGAUGGGUAUGUGCCUUUCCGAUCUUUCAGUGCAGGAGUAUAAGCAUCUCAUGGGUACUCAGGCAACUGGAAGGCUGUCAAAUCUUGUUCAGACUUUACGGGGUUUAAAGCUGAUACGCAUGGUACGUUGCGAGUAUACUGGAGAUGCAGUUGCAGUUUUGGAUGCUACUCUUGCACAUUCCCUAGAACUCAAACCUUACAUUGAGGAACCCGUAUCUAUGGCACCAUCGUCUUCACCUUUUGUUUCGUUUGAUAUUCGCCCUCACUUUAGACAUGAUUUUGUUCUUUCAAGCAGAAAAGCUCUUGAUGAAUACUGGAACACUUUAGAGUACUGCUAUUCUGGUGUUGAUCCGAAAUCUGCAUUGCAUGCUUUCCCUGGAUCAGCAGUACAUUUGGUAUGUAAUACCCGGUCCUGGGCAACAGCACGUGUUAUGACUGCUGAUCAGCGCACUGAACUCAAUAAGUGUAUUAUGAAGAAUGACCUUAAUAAGAAGUUACCACUCAGUGCAUGUGAGAAGAUUGCAAAGGAUCUCAAUCUGACACUAGAACAGGUGCCUCAAUACUAUUAUUAUAAGCGACGAAAGCGUAUCAUUAAACUACAAGGAGUUUCAAAUCAAGAGGUAAUGCAGCCAUUAGACAGAACAAAUGCCUCAUCUUCACGAAAAAGAAAAAGAUCUACAAAGAAAAAGCCGUUAAAGCAUGCAAAAGUCAACUCUGCCCUGCCUCUGUUAUCAUCUGAUACUGAUGAGCAUAAUGAUUUCUGCACUUGUUCUAUAGAACAGGAAAAUUGUAUGUUGAAAAAUCAGGUAGAUCAGAGCACGGACUUAGAAGAACAAGAAUCAUCAACGCUAAAGCCAACACCUCGAAGAAAGUUUUCAUGGACAGAAAAUGCAGAUAGGCAAUUGGUGAUAGAAUAUGCUAAAAAACGUGCUGCACUUGGAGCAAACUUUCACCGUACAGAUUGGAAAGCACUUCCAAAUAAACCUGCAGCGCCUGCUGUCUGCAGGAGACGAAUGGCUUUAUUAAAUACUUGUAUGGAGUUUAGAAAAGCUGUGUUAAAACUAUGUAACAUUCUCACUGAACGAUAUGCCAACCACCUUGAAAAGCUCCAGAACGAAUCAAAACUAAAUGGGGAGCACGGAGUAAUGGUUUGUAAUCAUAAAUCUGCUGAAUAUUCUAGCAGAGAGGACUCUGAAAGUCAGCAACAAAGUCGAGAUAUAAAUCCUGAAGACCAAUGGGAUAAUUUCAAUAAUAAAGAUGUUAAGAUGGCCCUGGACAAUGCUCUCCGCCAUAAACGCACUGCCAAGCUAGAUGCACACAGAGAAAUUCAUUCUGUACCUGAUCAGUUUUCUCAUUUUCACAUGGAGGGAGAACAGAAUGACCCAAAGUUGCUUUCAUCAGCUAUUUUUAAGAAAAGCAAAAAGAAGCACAGGGUGAGAAGUAAUGUAUAUGAACACAUUCAGCAGAACUACAUUAAAUUUUUGAAUGAAUGGGAUGACGCUAAUGGGCGUGCUUAUAGAUCUUUGCCCGUUUCCAAUGCUGUAGAGCUAUUUAAGCUUGUUUUUAUGAAUGCAUCAACUGCUCCAGAGGUGCCAAAUUUGCUUGCUGAAACAUUUAGACGGUAUUCUGAGGAUGAUCUUUUUGCUGCCUUUAACUACCUGAGAGAGGCAAAAAUCAUGGUUGGUGGUAGUGGCACCAAUCCAAUUGUACUUUCGCGCCAAUUUAUGCGUGAAAUUUCUUCUUCACCAUACCCAACAAACACAGGAAAAAGAGCAGCUGAAUUUCGGAGCUGGCUCCAUAAAAACGAAAAAAAUAUAACAGAAGAGGGGAUUGAGCUUCCUUCAAAUUUACAGUGCGGAGAUAUUCUUUAUCUCUCUGCUUUACUCUCUUCAAGAGAGAUCCUAUUGUCACCAGACUUGCCUGCUCAAGGUGUUGGAGAGGCUGACGACUCAAGAAUGUUAAAGCGAAAAUAUAACAAUGACAUUUACUGUGAUGAUAAGGCUAAGAAACGAAAAGGUACAUUGAUAGGAGAAGGCGAAAUGACUUUCCGCCGAGAGAAAGGUUUUCCUGGCAUUAGGUUGUCUGUAAGUCGUGCAACAAUCCCAAGAGUUGACGUUAUAGAUCUAUUUAAAGAGACGGCUAUACAAUCUGAUGUAUUUUUAAUUGAUGGAACUGAAGAAAAGUCAUCUCGUUAUAUUGGCUUCACUUCAACUGACCAUAUGAAGCAAACUAUUGAUUUUGGUACAGCCGUCCAUUUAACAAUUUCUGCUGAUGAUAAACCAUGGGAAGCUAUGACAUGCUAUGCCAAAAAUCUAGAUUACUUUGCUUCUAAUCAGGUGAAGGGGAGUUCUUUUUGUCCUCAGGUCUUUAAGACUAUCUGUUCUGCCAUCCAAAAGGCUGGUGAUCAAGGUCUGAGCAUGGAAGAAAUAUCAAAGGUUGUGAACAUUCAAGGGGACAAGAUGCCAGAAAUUGUUGUUGAGGUGCUUGAGGCAUUUGGAAGAGCUUUAAAGGUUAAUGCCUAUGAUUCUGUCCAAGUUGUUGACUCUCUAUAUCGGUCCAAAUAUAGUUUGACCUCAUUAGCUGGUCCCUGUCAAGAUCAUAAGCAGGAUCAACCAACAAAUUCCACUGUGCAAGAUCAUAGGGAGGAUCCAUCAACAAAUUCCAGUGUGUUGAAUGAUGAGCAGCAUGUGAUUCAUAAUUCAGAUGAUCAUGAAAAUGGUUCACCAAAUGUACUGUCAAUGAGAAGUAAUGAUAAUGAUGAGCACAGAGUAACAAUUCUGAACCUUCCUGAAGACAGCCAGCCGUCCAGUGAAGUGCAAAAGGUUACUGGGACCGAGAGCUAUCAGCAGACCAGCAUUUCUCUAGAAAGGCAUCAAGUGGAUGAUACAUUAAAACAUAAUAGUGGGCUUUCCUGUGUAUGUCGACCAAUUUUAUCUUGGAUGAAUGGAGAUGGCACCAUCAAUGAAUUUGUCUACAAGGGUCUCGUACGCCGUGUUCUAGGUUUUCUGAUGCAAAAUCCAGGAAUGCUAGAGGCUAAUAUCCUACAACGGAUGAACGUUUUGAACCCUCAGAGCUGCCGAAAAUUGUUAGAACUAAUGAUUCUAGAUGACAUCAUCACUGUGAGGAAGAUAUAUCAGGCUACGUCAUGUGAGCCGCCCUCUAUACUGAGUAGUCUUUUUGAGAGCAGUUAUAAGAGAUCAAAGUAUGUUUACCAAGAACAUUUCUUUGCAAAUCCAAUAAAUGCUGCUACCCUGUUGUAAAGUGGAGUACAAGUAAAUUCCCUCAGUUGUCUAUUCAAGUUCUAAUGUUGUGUUUGGUUGGGGAGAAUGGAAUGGAAUGGAAUGAAAUGAGUAAAAUUACUUGAAACUAAUAGAGAUGGUUGGGAAGUUUUGGAAUAAAUUUAAGUAAGUGCAAAAAUGCUAUGAUGAGAUUUGAGAAAACAUUGGGGGUAGGAGAGAAUGGAGCAUUCCAUCUCAAAUUGAAUGUACGAUCUCUAGCACAUAAUAUAAGGAAUGGAAUGGAGGAAGGAAUGAAAUUUGUUAACAAUUGCCCAUAAUAUAGUUCAUCUUUCAUUUCAUUCCUUCCGGAAUCAUUCACCCCAACCAAACACAACAUAAGUUUUCUGGUUUUGUUCGUAAUGAAAUUGCUCUAGAUGUAUAUUGUAGCAUUGGAGUUGCCGAUUAUACUUGUAUA